This is a messenger RNA of Doryrhamphus excisus (bluestripe pipefish), 2309 nucleotides long. It is a transcript of the gene bag4, whose product is annotated as BCL2 associated athanogene 4. NCBI's taxonomy places the organism in Eukaryota, Metazoa, Chordata, Actinopteri, Syngnathiformes, Syngnathidae. Gene Ontology annotation, molecular function: adenyl-nucleotide exchange factor activity; protein-folding chaperone binding. The record is from RefSeq and is a predicted model, not a curated record. Gene Ontology annotation, biological process: protein stabilization. Gene Ontology annotation, cellular component: membrane; cytoplasm; cytosol.
UGAGCGGUCCUCCCCUUCAUUCACUAUCCUCAUUGAGAACACGGAAGGCUGAGGCGAGAACAGUGCCAUUCAAUCCUUUACUGAUUUUGGUGUUAAGCUCUAUUUCUGGGAACAACGGAAAGACCGUGGUUAUCAGUUUCCUCUAGUCGGCCAUUAUGAGAAGUGGUUGUUAGCGUUUAGCUGGCUUUAUCACCGUCAAAUGCAGUAAAAGCUGAAAUCUGCUUGGCCUUUCCUUGACUCGCAACUUUGAUCAUAACCUCGGGAAACUGUCAUUUAAAGAAAAUGGACGCUCCACAGUAUCCAGGCUACCCUUCACACUACUGGUACCCCCAGUCUCAUUCCACUGGACACUAUGCAAAUACCUAUCCCUCUGGAUCUGAUGGCCAGCCACAGUAUAAUCCACAGGUACUGCCUGGAGGUUUUCCAAAUGGACAUGGUGUCUACAGCCCAGCGCAGAGUCAGUAUUCAAGUGGUUUCCAUCCAUCCAACCCUUUCUACUGCGCUGACCCUCAGAGAGCACCUCCAGCACCUUACCCCAACCAGAACUGUCCAACCGAGCAAAGCUCUGGGCCAGCUGGACAACCACACUCCCAAAACCAGCACUAUGCUGGUAUGCAGUGUCAAGGGGGUCCUGGAUAUCCUCAAGGGCCAUAUUCUCACUACAGUGAAGGUGGUCAUGCAAUUACUCCAAACACCUUAUAUCCCACUGGCCAGUCUCUGCAUCCCACCCCACAAGCUGAAGCUUGGACACACCCUGGUGCAUAUACAUCCUCACAGCAGCAGUGGCAGCCAGGCCAACAGCCUCCCCAGAGCCAUUAUGGAAAUCCUGUUCGUCCACUACACCCUCCAGCUUGGCCAGGGACUGGGACUGGUGCACCGCCACCUUAUCAGCCUAAGGACCAGCCACAUCAGCGUCCCCCACAAAUUGGACCAAAACCCAAGCCGACCACAUCCCCAAAUCGCUCCAAUGGUAAACCAACAGAAAUUAGUUCACCUCACCAAAUCUACAACAAAAUAGGGAGAAGUGAUCCUAAUCCCUCACAAAGUGAGCCCCCACCUUCUGCCCCAACGCAAUCUCCUGCUCCAACAAAUGCUGGACCCCAGCCCCAGAGUGAUAACCCCAGUCUAGCUCGGGUCCAACAAGUAAUGGCUAGAGUGUUUCUGCUUCAGGAAGAUGUUGAUGAGUUUGUGGGCAAAAAAACGGACAAGAGUUAUCGAUGCCUGGAGGAACUUCUGACCAAAGAGCUGCUGGAGCUAGACUCUGUGGAGACUCAGGGACUUGAAAAUGUCCGCCAAGCCCGAAAGGAGGCUGUACAAAGGAUCCAGGCCAUUCUGGACCGGCUAGAGAAGAAAGCCUUCUAAAGUGGCUUCUGUAUCUGUUUGUUGGUCCUUUAGUUCCUGAGCUCCCUUGACUUAGAGCCUUCUCAACAGAUUCUCAAAAAGGACUCCGUAGGCUCAGUAUGUGGUGAUGUGCCAAAAUAUCAACAAACUGAUUGUACAUAUCAUUAGGGAACUUGAGUUCAGUCGGCGACUGAUUAUGAACGGUAAAAGGGAAUUAUUAAUUGCCGCUAUCAUUCAUCAUCCUGCUGCCCCUUCUUGUAUGUCAGUUAUAAUCUGGUCUUCUUCCCCUUGCAACAUUCACAUUGCCUUAACUGCCUGUCACAGUCCUAAUUGCACGAUCAUUAUUUCAUUCACACCACUCACAGUACAGGUUCAGUAUGUUUCAUCUUCAUAGAGCUCCCUGCAUUGCAUGUUCACAAUACUUUCUAUCAUCUAUGAACUCAUGAUUUGACCUUAAACAAAUAAAAUAAGUAAAAAGCUCUGGAAAUAACUGUCAAUUAUUUGUUUCUGGCUUCUGUGAUGAAUUAAUAGUAAUUACUUACGAUAUAUUCAAACAUUCCUUUUUCCUCAUACUUCUAGUAGUGAAAGUGUAUUUUUAAAAUCCAAUGUGAAUUGAAUAGACUUGUUUCUGUUCUGUCACAACUAUCCUCAUUACCACAUUCAAAAUGCCCCACAUGCCUAACUUCCAAGUAGAACAAGAUAUUUUUCCUUGAACAUUCAUGAUGUUAUUACAUAGUUCCAUGCAUCUGAGAUGUUCAGUAUAUUUAGAGGAAAAAAAUAUUGCAAGUCUUGCAUGAAAAACAAUCACCUGUCUGUGUUCAUUUUCUUGUGCUUUACCUGGAGCCCAACUGUACAAUUUCAGGUGUGAUGCAUGUUUCCAGCGCAGGAUGGGAAUAUUUGCCUGAUUCAGAAAAAAAAAGUUCCAAUUGAGAAUUCUGUCAGAAAUAAUAAAUGGCGAGUAUAUUUUU